Molecule: messenger RNA, 2319 nt
Organism: Brachypodium distachyon (stiff brome)
Lineage: Eukaryota; Viridiplantae; Streptophyta; Magnoliopsida; Poales; Poaceae
Product: protein S-acyltransferase 8
Exons: 5
Coding region: 220-1500 (426 amino acids)
Biological process (GO): peptidyl-L-cysteine S-palmitoylation; protein targeting to membrane
Cellular component (GO): endoplasmic reticulum; Golgi apparatus
Molecular function (GO): protein-cysteine S-palmitoyltransferase activity
Source: RefSeq, a predicted model, not a curated record
UUACACCUCACCACCCACCCCACGCACAAAGGCAACGCAAGCAAUAGCAGCCUUUUCUCGCUCAGACUCGCCUCAUCUCCCCUCUCAGUUCCUCGCCCCACCACCUCUCUCAAAAUCCCCCUUUCCGUGUGCCCGUGUCGAUUCCUUCGUGCUCGUCGUCGAUUUGGAGGCGCUUGGAUGAGGCGGCUGCACUGACCUGAGCCGAAUCCACCGCCGCCCAUGGCGCAACCGCAGCGAGUCUAUGAAGCUUGGAAAGGGAAUAAUAGGUUCUUCCUUGGAGGGAGGUUCAUAUUCGGACCCGAUGCCAAGUCCCUGCUUGUCUCGGUUGCGCUAAUUGUGGUACCGGUUUUUGUCUUCUGCGUCUUCGUCGCGCGAUACCUUCUCCAUCGAUUCUCCGUAUACAAUGCGGGAUACGCGAUUCCUGCUGUAGCGAUAGCGUUUAUGAUCUAUGUGCUUCUGUUGCUGUUGAUCACCUCAGCUCAGGAUCCUGGUAUUGUUCCUCGCGCAUCACAUCCACCGGAGGAAGAGUUUUCAUAUGGCAAUCCAUUAGCCGGGGAAACACCGGGCAGGCUGCAAUUCCCCCGUGUAAAGGAAGUAAUGGUUAAUGGGAUGCCUGUGAAAGUAAAGUAUUGCGAUACCUGCAUGAUUUACAGGCCUCCCCGGUGCUCUCACUGUUCGAUAUGCAACAAUUGUGUUGAGCGCUUUGAUCAUCAUUGCCCCUGGGUUGGACAAUGCAUUGGACAGCGCAAUUACCGAUACUUCUUCCUAUUUGUUUCUUCCUCGACUCUUCUUUGCAUUUAUGUCUUUGCCAUGUCGGCAUUACACAUCAAGUUUCUCAUGGACGGGGACUAUCCUACAGUAUGGAAGGCUUUCAAACACUCUCCAGCUUGCUUGGUUCUUAUGAUAUAUUGUUUCAUUGCUCUCUGGUUUGUUGGAGGUCUCACUGGAUUUCAUUCAUAUCUUAUUAGCACUAACCAGACCACAUAUGAGAAUUUUCGAUACAGAUCGGAUAACAGGCCUAAUGUCUAUAAUCAAGGAUGUCUGAAUAAUUUCCUAGAAGUCUUGUGCAGCAAGGGGAAACCUUCUAAACACAGGUUCCGAGCCUAUGUUCAAGAGGAAGUACGGGCUCCAGUAGUUAACUUUGGUAGGCAGAUGGAAGAGGAACCAACUGGUGGCUCUCGAGCAAAAGUAGAAGAUGAUCUUGAGAUUGGCAGUGAUCUCUUGAAGAUCUCUCAGCGGCGCAAUUACGAGGAUGUUGAUGUCGAAAUGGGAAACCAGGACCACAGUGAGAUGGAAAGCAUGGCUAAUGCCAAGCUUGUGAUGGGUUCGGAAUCACAGAUUCCUGCAGUUGUAAGUGAGGUACGAGUACGACACUCAAGCUGGGAUCAGAGAAGUGGAAAUUGGGACAUGUCAUCAGAUGUAAUGGGAAGGAGUGCAUCAGAUGUAAUUGGAAGAAGUGCUUCAGUCUCUGAGGUUGCAUCUCAAAGAGAAACUCACUAGCCAAUUAUGUGUGAAUUCAGAACAUGUGUGGGCUAGUUGGAUUCUGUGGUUGUUUACUGAUGGUGACAAACACACCUGGAGAACAAAGAAGAGCAAUGACAAUGAUACAUUUUGACUUUUGACUGCCAUAUUUGGUAUUUUCGAUCCUUUUUCAUGUAUGGACUUAUUGUAGUCAAAGUAUUGGCGGUAUUGGGGGGGUCAUAUAUUGGUAUUUUGUGCCAUUGUCAUCUGACGGUGUCUAUAUCAUCGUGUACAUUACUAGUGCAGGAUACUCAUCCACCUGUCGUUCCUCUCCGUCUCUUCUUCUGUGAGAAUGUAGGUAGCACUAGUGCGCAUCUCAAUUACCAUUUGUCAUGUCUUCCUCCUUCAGUUCUUCUAAGGGGUAAGGAGAUACCAAAUUAAUUGGCAUUGCUACUGGAUUUGACAUCAUCAUUCUAUAGUAGGUCAAAGCACAUCCACCGACAUGUUGUCAUCAUCUCUUUGUAUGCAAGCAACACAACGCACUGUUUGUUCUAGAAUUAGCUGUUUGAAGGUUGACAGUUCUUUCGUUUUUUUUGUGGAACACCGUUCUGAAGGAUGAGAGCAUCUUCUGUUGGUUUCUGAGUGUCCGACUACUGCAAAGGACUUAACUGGAAGACUAGAGCAUGAAGCCUGAUAAUGACAAACCAGAAGACAUCAGAAUUCCCAGGUCCAUUCUUCAGACCAGAGCACUUGGAUUGGGGACUACUAAGAAAUGCUUUUGGCUUUUGCAAUCAAACUUCAAAGAGUACUUUUACACAUGUGUAACUCAUAUGAUAUUUGGGAAGUCAGUGCUUUUAA